Suillus subaureus is the source of this 1301-nucleotide messenger RNA. RefSeq lists its product as uncharacterized. The coding region runs from base 211 to 1182 and encodes 323 amino acids. The record is from RefSeq and is a predicted model, not a curated record. The transcript has 9 exons. NCBI's taxonomy places the organism in Eukaryota, Fungi, Basidiomycota, Agaricomycetes, Boletales, Suillaceae.
UGCGCAGCUGGCAUUGACGAAGCGCUAUAGAUAAACGCUGCUUUCAUCUCUCCAGCGAUCUGAACCCUCUACUUCAUGAUUGCGACCCUGCCGGCUGAUCUAUCUUAUGAUGGACAAGUUAAUGAUACUUCCAUACUUGUCGUAUCACAUCAUUGGCGAGCUUCUGUUCAAUGAACAAUAUAUGUGACAUUCUAGCGCCUGAGGCUGCUGAUGAAGAUUGUACACACUUCGUAUACUCUCCUGCUCUGCUCACAGCUUACUUCCUUCCGCGUCUAUCGGUUCCGGGUAGAACCGCUCAUAUGCCAGUGCUGUAUAUAUGCUCAUGCAACACUAUGGUGCACUAUCACUCUCAGCAUUUUCCCCAUGCCUACGAGUUCGACGGUACACACCACCCCCCUUCCCACCUCAUCAUCCUCCGAUGACUCCGAAUGGUGUGAUCUACCAAGAAAUCCUUUUUGGUGUGUCUGCUUUAAGGCGUUGUGUAUGAUCGCUAUAUCGAAGUCGUCGGUCAAGCACUGGGAAGAGCUCAGAAAGAAUUCGACAAAGUCCAAACAGGAUUCGGAAGAGCUCAAACGGAAUUCGACGGAAGAGAAAUCAGAAAAGCAUAAGAAAAUAUUGAUAAAUCGGUUUGAGAACAUGAACAUCACAGCGGGUCUGGUCUUGACGUCAAGUGCUGUUUUCAUAUCCACCAGUCCUCCAAUCCAAUCUCUUAUACCCUAUGCAAACCAAGGAUCCUAUAUCCUCCAAGUCAUCUCUUUUGUAGCUGCGUUGAUGAGUUUGAUGACUGGCACUUCUGUCCUCAUCAUCUACGACACUUGCUAUGCACACGAAUGCAUAUUGGAAUCGUGCAAGGAAUCUCGCUGGCGCCUCAUAUGCUGCCUCUUACUGAUGGCAUUUCCUACGCUAGCUCUGGUAGUCUCGACAUUGGCUUUAAUGUCAGCCAUAUAUAUUGCAGGCCUCACAUCGGACAAACUGUUUGUGAAAGUCCUGACUGGAGCAUCUUGUGGAAUAUUUCUCCUCCUUAUUGUGCUCGCAAUAUAUGUAUUCAAGGCUCCUAAAAAGGCUGCCUAUGCCACCGGUAAUGUCAUGGACAAUGGCUCUGGGCAAAUACCCGUGGUAGCCGAUUAUCAGGGCAGCUCGCGUGGGCGUGCUGCAAGUCUAGAAGACGGAUUGUCCCAUUAGCUGGCGGUAUGGACGGACAUGUUACUGUCGGUUCAUUUUGUCAAGAUAUAACUAUCGACGUCACUCUCGUACGUACUCUUCCUUUCCUUUUACAUAUGCAAUCACUCUUCACUACACGC